Vitrella brassicaformis is the source of this 3326-nucleotide messenger RNA. Lineage: Eukaryota; Vitrellaceae. The record is from the annotation of a GenBank genome assembly.
AUGGAGCCCGGCGGAUUCCGAGAUGACUCGUCCGUGGGGCUGUCGUCACACAACGCACUCAACACACAACACAAUGCUCCGAUGCGUAAGCAAGAACGACCAACACGCACAACGAUGGAGCGCAAUGAACGGAUGAACGGAUGGAGAAAUGGAUCAUCCAAACAACUCUGGCUCUUGUGUGUUGUGUCAGCACGCCUUCCAGCAUUCCCCAUUCCCAGAGUCCCUCUCGCAUCACCCGUGUAUGGCCGCCCUCCCCGCCCUCCCCCUCACCUGCCCCACCUGCACCCCGGCAUCCCCUCGCACGUCCCCGGCGUCCCUCCCUCCGCUGCGCGCAUCCGUCCACAUCCGAUCUACGCCAAUCCCAUGGCCUCGAGUGCGCAACUCGGCUUCACAGCCAACCGCCCCCCCUUCUUGCCGCCGCAGAGUCUCGGCGUGCACGGGUCGAGUGUGAUGGCAGCAGGUCCGUUGUUGCGGCCGACGGGAAGUGGCGGCAGGGGGGAGUCUGUCCGACACGGGAGUGAUGUAGGUGACGAGGUGGCGGUGGAGGGGAGUGUGCAGGAGGUGGUAGAGUCUCUCAGGACACACAUAGAACAGGUGAGAUGACCGCAUCACCGACUCACCACCACAGACAUCGCAUGUGGUCUUUCUCCCGUCCUGCAGAUUGGUUGGGCUGGGCGAGUUCUGCGGGAUGAGCACUCGCGAGCUCUCAAGCCGGAUUGCGAAAUGCCCAUUCAGACACACAACAAUGAAGACGCUGGCCAGGUGCAUACACUCAAAGCAGCACAGGUCACACACAGCUGCACACAUACAUCCUUUCCUCUCCAUAACCUUUCUGUGUCCAGGAGGAUGCCGGCGGUUCUGCAGUGGAGCGUCUCCGUCAGGCGGCCGAGAAGGUGGAGGCUGCAGAGGCGUCGCUGUUGAGUGCGGCCAACACCCUCCUGCCUAUGACCCAGAUCCCUGCAUCAGCAUCAGCACUGGUAUGCGCCUGAGCAUUGGGAGAGGCCACCAGACCUCUGACAUGACCUCACCGAUCGGUGUUGUGUGUUGUGCCAGCAUGACCGACCACCGUCGUAUCGUCUGGUCAAACUCAGCGACAGACAGCCACCGCCCGAGCCACCGGUGCGCACACACCACUGCACACAUAACUCCACGCAGCGAAUCCCACUCGUUCACCUGUCCCUUCUCUGCAUGUGUGGGUGUAUCUGUGCAGGCGGCAGAUCGUGUGUACGGCAACGUGGACGCCAGCGGCCACCUGCUGACCAUGCACUCGUUCUGGCAGCUCGCCAAGGCCGCCGCCCCCCACUUCGACCGCAUAGUCUUCGACUACAGAUGCCGCGACGAGUGGGAGGCGGUGCCCCCCUCCGCGGCAUUCGAGAUCGGCAAGCGUGCCGUGAACCUCAAGACCGUGGUAGUGCGGCACCCCUUCCACUCCCCUCACUGGUGGAUCGGCGGCUGGUCGUCGUUCAUCGAGGGGCACUCGCGCGGCGUGGAGGAGAGGAGGAAGACCGGGUGGCAGGGUGGGGGGAUCGAGGAACUCGUCUUUGUGACCAUCCUCGCCCCGGACGCCAGCCUUCCCCAAACGGCCCCCCACACACCUCCUUCGCCCAUCACCCUCCUCCCAUCCUUCAAUUUCCCGGCACUCAAGUCCAUCGAGGGCGCCGACCAGGACCACCGUCACCUGUUCGACAGUCGGCGGUGGCGCAUGCCGGCUCUCGAGCGGUUCGAGGGGGGGGCGAUGUCCUUUGGGGCGUUCUGCGGCACGUCCGAUCGGCUGCAGUCCUUAGAUGUUGGCGCCACUGUCGUUGGCAACGUAGCUGGUGUGAUCGAGGGAUUCCCAGGGGAGGGGUCGUCCAAGCUCGAGCGUCUGCAGCAGAUACGUGGCCUCGUCUUGGUGGGCCGGGACGCGGACUCAGAAAACAUCGACAGACUUCGAGUGAGGCGCAAAGAGCACACAGAGAGAUAUCCGAGACAUCAGGUCGUUGUCUGUGUCUUAAUCGUGUCUUCUAUAGGACGCGCUCAAGUCGCGGGGCUGCUCGAAGGUGCAGCAUCUUGGCGUCAUUUGCCGAUCGGGCAUCAACUUCAAGAUCACCCUGCCCACCCUCCGGGCCAUCGAAGGAUUCCUCCCUGCGGCAGUCCCCCGAUCCGGCCUUCCCACGGGGGCCGAGCUGUCGGUCAGCUUUAAGACCCGGCCCAGCCUCAGCUUCGACAUGUCGCUGCUGCAUCGCAUCCCCGCCCCCUCCCCCCUGAUGAAGGACAUGCUGCGGCAGCUCGCCUCGCCCGCCCUCCAAGUCAUGUGGGCGCCGGACGUGAGCUUCAUCGAGCACCCGACCAGCCUCUCAUGCGAGAAGGCCUUCAUAGAGAGCAUCCGAUUCAACAGCGCCUUUCAGCUGACCAUCCUCCAGAGCGGCCCCACCCUCCCUGCCGGCCACCCCUCCACCCCUGACCCGCACGCACCCUCAUCAUAUGUGUGGUCUGUCAUCGACUACAUCGCCCCAUCGGCAUUCCCGAAUGCACUCAGCUACCUGACUGUAGCCGGUCCGUUCGGCUGUGCGGCGGCCACCCGGCUGCUGACGGCGGGCAAGGUCUGCAUGACGGCAGAGUCUCGCGUGUGGGCGUAUGACGUGCAGGGGUCGGAGGCCCUUGACCUGAUGAGGGCGAUGGGCAGCGGGACAGCGCCCGGGGUGGUGCAGAUAAAGGGCGUGGCGGGGGGGAAUGUGGGCGGGCUGGAUGAGUGGGCGCGGGCGAGCGCUCAAGAUGAGCUGCCCAAGACCGAUUACCUUCACAUCAUCCUUGACGACCGUAAGCAAACGAGACAGAUGCAACUCGUCCAUCCAGAAAUGCAUUACAAUGUCUCUGUCCCCUUCUGUGUGUACACGGCUCAGAGUUAGCCGACGGCAUAGCGUGGGAGCAGUUGGAUACGAUGCUGGAGCAGAUUGUGCAGCCGACGAAGUGGCUAGUCCUCACGCUCCGCAUGCGAGACGAAGAGGAGUUCCUGGCCGCCGUCAAGAAGAUGACAGCCACGUUUCUGGCUGCCGACGUAUGGACAGUCGACCCCUCCUCGCGGGCCCUCCGCAUCUCUCGCGACCGGACGUACGGGUGGAGGGAGGAGGAUUCCAUGCUCACAUGGAUGUGCGGAUAUCUUUGGGUGUCUGUCUGUCUGUCUAUCGUGGCCGUCAGGUAGCUGCUGCUGUUGGCGCGCACACGAGUGCAUCAUCUAUUCAUCGAUGUCUGUCUGUGGGUGGGUGUGGUUACGUAUGAGAAAGACUCAGGGGUAGAAGGGGUGUAGAUUUGCCCAAUGUAUGUCUGUCUGUGUGUAUGUGUGUGGU